UGACAGCUGCUGAAUGAGGACAGAAAGAUUGAUACAACACAUACCAUGACCUUCAGCUGCUGUCCUGAACCUUGCACCUACCCUGAAGAAAGUGUGGGAUCCUUUUUCCCACAUCCUCUUCUCUCUAGAUCCUCUUCUCUCUGAUCAACUUCCCUCCCAGAGGACAGAUCAGCCUCAUUGUAGCUGUGGAAUGCUCUGAAGUCCCACUGUAAGUCAUGGAGGGCUCUGUGCUCAGUCCCACAUCCUGGGAAAAGCGGCGGGCAUGGCUGCAGAAGACCCACAACUGGCAGACGCAGAUCCUAGAAGAGGAGGCAGCAGCUGCCCUGCAAGAUGUUCCAGACCCUGAGCCUCCCAACCUGGAUGAUGUUUUCUUGGAAGAGAGUCCCACAAAUAAGAUUGAAGAUUGGCUGCAGGACUGUGGAUUCUCGGAGGAAGGGUUUCCUGAAGAGCUCAAUCUGUCCAUCUAUGGUGGAUGUCCCAGCCAUGAAGCCAGUUUUGAUGAUGACCUGACCUUGGGAGCAGAAGCAAUUCUUUUAGCAUCCAAUGGCAAAUCCCUUUCCAGGAGUUUCCUGGAGACAACCAAGCCAGGACAUCUAUUCAAUCUUGGCUGCAGUAUGGCAUCUAGUAAUAUGACCAGUGGAACCAACAAAACUAGUUCAAGCAUUUCAGAGAUUCUGGACAAAGUUCAGGAAGAUGCAGAAGAUGUCCUCUUCAGCCUGGGCUUUGCUCAAGACAAUCAUAGAGCAGCAUCUCGAAUUCCUGCCCGCUUCUUCACUACCCCCUCCCAGGCAAAGGGCAUUGACUUUCAGGUGUUCCUUAAGGCUCAGGUACAAAGGAUAGAAAUGGAAGACCCCUGCUUGAUGCUGGCCAGUCGGUUUAAGCAGGUGCAAACACUGGCCACCACUGCUGAUGCCUUUUUCUGCCUUUACUCCUAUGUGUCUAAGACCCCUGUCCAAAAAUUCAUGCCAUCUCAAUUAUUCUGGCCCAGUACUGCUGAUGCACCCCUGAUCCGGGUCCAUCCCCCAGAACCUGAGGCCCGAUCCCCUGUGGAGCGCCUUCGGAAAGCAGUAUCCAAGAUGUGCCUGUAUACAACCCCUCGGGAUGGACCAUCUCCACCCUCUGCUUCGACUAAAAGAAAUAGUCUGGAUCAAGUAGUAUGGGAAGUAAUGGACAGAAUGAGGGAAGAUAGGCUUUCUCUCCAUGUGGGGACAGGUGGAAAGACUGCUCUAUACCCCUGCUCCAGAGUUGAGACUCAGUGGGGGAUUCCCUCACCUCUUCAAACUGGGGGACUUAUCCCUAAGCCCUCCUAUUGCAGGGACAUAAGAAAGGAAGACACCGUGGACAAUGAGGAUCUGGAAGAACAGAGAAACACUAAAUGGGGUAACACUUACAUCACUAACCAACCCCCCGCAGUAUUCACUCCACAUAUUUGGGAGGCCUCUACUGAACAAUCCAUCCACUGCACAGACAGUGAGAUGGCAAAGCCAGAGACUAGAGGAGGUCUGGAGUGGAGCACAGAGGCUAAGGAACAGAUGAUUUGGGCUAGAGAGAGACAAUUGUGGGACCAGCAAAUCAAAAAGGAGACACAUUUAAGCAAGGAGCAGGAUGCUAAUAGUUCCCUGAAGCUUUGCAGGAGCCACAGGUAUUCUGGAAGUAUUAAAGGACAAGCAAGAAGGCGGCUGUUUCACAGGAACUAUGAAGGUAUUAAGGGGAGGAGUGUCAGCUCUUUAGAACAGGCCGCCCCUGAGGAAGAAUUGGGGAAGAGCUCGACAGCCCUGCUCCAUACCAUACCUCAGAGGUUCACUGAACAGCAACGGGAUUCCUUGGAUUUGGAGGAGGUACAUAGCAAUAGUGAUGAAGAAGAGAGAAACUGGGCCACUGAACCUAAGUGUCUCUGCCCAUUAUCCCAACCCAUUUCUGGAUGGAAGCACAGAAGCUUUCUCCUUCACACCAACAGUACCCACUCUGAUAGCAGUGGCUUUGUAGAGGAGCAACCCCCUCCACUUGACCAUCUUUCAAAUGAAAAGGUUCUCCAAGGGAUCUAGUCCCUAGAUCCAGGAACUUUCAGGACACCUGAUAUGAACAUGACAGAGCCCCGGGGUAGGCAGAAGGUAUCUAGACAGAGGUUCGUUUCCCAGAUCACACUCUUCGUCUAAGAUAAAAGGAAAAGAUGGAAUGACUGAUGAAAGUUGUACCUGGGGAGCAACAUAAUCAAACCCUAAAUUUCCAGACUGAAGGAAUCAAUAGGAUAGGAGGAGAGAGACUGAUGGAGUCUUACAGUUUCAGCCAUCAACUAGUAUACAUCUGUAAAGAAAUUAUGCCAGAGGAAGAGGACCAAUUCCUGAAGGCAUCUUCCUGACACAAGUUCCAUUUGAUUCUACUCAUGCUGAAAUUCAAACAGCAUCCCCUUCUGUCAUAAUUCUGUGGACACUUCAGGAAUAGAAAUGAACCCAGGAAGGGAAUUAACCCUUGAAGCUUUAUCCCAAACCUCUGACACCCAUGAUAACUGACACAGUCAUGCCUGGGAGAACAUGGAAGAAGGUAUUGUUCAACGAUGAAGUUGUUACUGACAUGAUGACAAAAAUCCAUCAAACCUUUCCAUGGUCUUUGUGCUUAGACCUCAAAGAGCCAGGCACACAAGGCUCCCCAGGCAUAAAAAGAAUUUUUUUACAUCUAAAAAGGAUCAUAUAUGCAAUGUGUAUAUAUAUACAUAUGUGAACAUAUAGGCAUGUGUGUAAAUAUAGUACACAUAUACAUAUAUCAGUGUGUAAAUAUCCAUGUGUAUAUGU
Sarcophilus harrisii (Tasmanian devil) is the source of this 2789-nucleotide messenger RNA. RefSeq names its product thymocyte expressed, positive selection associated 1 (gene TESPA1). Gene Ontology annotation, molecular function: signaling receptor binding. The transcript has 11 exons. Lineage: Eukaryota; Metazoa; Chordata; Mammalia; Dasyuromorphia; Dasyuridae. The record is from RefSeq and is a predicted model, not a curated record. The coding region runs from base 216 to 2045 and encodes 609 amino acids.